This is a messenger RNA of Petromyzon marinus (sea lamprey), 3697 nucleotides long. RefSeq names its product potassium voltage-gated channel subfamily H member 1 (gene KCNH1). Gene Ontology annotation, biological process: potassium ion transmembrane transport; regulation of membrane potential. Gene Ontology annotation, cellular component: voltage-gated potassium channel complex; plasma membrane. NCBI's taxonomy places the organism in Eukaryota, Metazoa, Chordata, Hyperoartia, Petromyzontiformes, Petromyzontidae. The record is from RefSeq and is a predicted model, not a curated record. Gene Ontology annotation, molecular function: delayed rectifier potassium channel activity.
UCCUCCUCCCUCUAUCUACCCAGCCCCCCUCCCCCGCAACCUCCCAGCACCAGCACCAACCAGCACCACCCCGCCACUUCGGCUCUGUGUCCCCCCUUCCAGUCGGGAUUCCGCCACUGUGAGGAUGAGGAGACACUCGCUGGGCCUCCUCUCCGUCUCCGCUUCCAUCGGCAUUCGCAACAACAACAAAAGCAGCAGCAGCAGCAGUGGGAUCAGCAUCAGCAGCGGCGGCGGCGGCGGCGGGGGCAUCACCAUCAGCAGCGCUGGCGGUGGCGGCGUUGCGGCAGUCUGCUCUCCGCCGCGUCAAUGUGACGACCCGCACGGUCGUUCAAGCGCGUGCCCAGCGGCUGACACCGUCGCAGAAUGCCAGGGGGCCGCAAAGGACUGGUGGCGCCUCAAAACACUUUCCUGGAGAACAUAGUCCGCCGCUCGGCCGACGCAAACUUCCUGCUGGGAAACGCGCAAAUUGUCGACUGGCCCAUCGUGUACAGCAAUGACGGCUUCUGCAAGCUCUCUGGCUACCACCGCGCAGAGGUGAUGCAGAAGAGCUGUACGUGCAGCUUCAUGUACGGAGAUCUCACCGACAAGGACACCGUUGAGAAAGUGCGGCAGUCCUUCGACAACUACGAGAGCAACUCGUUCGAGAUUCUGCUCUACAAGAAAAACAGGAGCCCCAUCUGGCUCUACGUGCAGGUGGCGCCGAUCCGCAAUGAGGCGGACGAGGUGGUGCUCUUCCUCAGCACCUUCCGGGACAUCACCCCCUUCAAGCAGCCCAUCGAGGACGAGAGCACCAAAGGCUGGGCCAAGUUUGCGCGCCUGACACGAGCCCUCACCAGCAGCAGGAGUGCCCUGCAGCAGUUGGCUGCCAGCGCGCACCGCGGGGAGAAUGGACACAAGCCGCUGCGUCCAGCCGAGGCUCUGGCCCUCCACUCGGAGUGCCUGCCCCAGUACAAGCAGGAGACGCCCAAGACUCCCCCGCACAUCAUCCUCCACUACUGCGCCUUCAAGACCACGUGGGACUGGCUCAUCCUCAUCCUCACCUUCUACACGGCCAUCAUGGUGCCCUACAACGUCUCCUUCCGUAGCAAGCAGAACAACGUGGCGUGGCUCGUGGUGGACAGCGUGGUGGACGUGAUCUUCCUGGUGGACAUUGUGCUCAACUUCCACACCACCUACGUCGGCUCGGCCGGGGAGGUCAUCUCGGACCCUAUGCUCAUACGGGCCAACUACCUGAAGACCUGGUUCAUCAUCGAUCUGCUCUCCUGCCUGCCCUAUGACAUCAUUAACGCCUUUGAGGAUGUUGAUGAGGGCAUCAGCGGCCUCUUCAGCUCGCUCAAGGUGGUGCGUCUGCUGCGGCUGGGUCGCGUGGCGCGCAAGCUGGACCACUACAUCGAGUACGGCGCCGCCGUGCUUGUGCUGCUUGUGUGCGUGUUCGGCCUCGCCGCGCACUGGCUCGCCUGCAUCUGGUACAGCAUCGGCGAGUUCGAGGUGGUGGACGAGGAGCGCCGCAGCAUCCGCACGCACUCGUGGCUCUUCCAGCUGGGCCAGAGCGUGGGCCAGCCGUACCGGCUAAACGCCAGCAAUGGCACGCAGUGGGAGGGCGGGCCCUCCAAGCGCUCGGUCUACGUGUCGUCGCUCUACUUCACCAUGACGAGCCUCACCAGCGUGGGAUUCGGCAACAUCGCGCCCACCACCGACGGGGAGAAGAUCUUCGCCAUCGCCAUGAUGAUGACCGGAUCCUUGCUGUACGCCACCAUCUUCGGAAACGUGACGACCAUCUUCCAGCAGAUGUCGGCCAACACCAACCGUUACCACAAGAUGCUGAAGAGCGUGCGCGACUUCCUGCAGCUGCACCAGGUGCCCAAGGGGCUGAGCGAGCGCGUCAUGGACUACAUCGUGUCCGCCUGGACCAUGACCAAGGGCAUCGACACCGAGAAGGUGCUACAGAUCUGUCCCAAGGACAUGCGCGCCGAUAUCUGUGUGCACCUCAACCGCCUGGUGUUUAACGAGCACCCGGCGUUCCGGCUGGCGAGUGACGGGUGCCUGCGCGCCCUGGCCGUCGAGUUCCAGACGGUGCACUCGGCCCCGGGCGACCUCAUCUACCACGGAGGCGAGAGCGUCGACGCGCUCUGCUUCGUCGUCUCGGGCUCCCUCGAGGUGGUGCAGGACGAGGAGGUCGUCGCCAUCCUGGGCAAGGGCGACGUGUUCGGGGACGUCUUCUGGAAGGAGAGCACGCUGGCGCAGUCGUGCGCCAACGUGCGUGCGCUCACCUACUGCGACCUGCACGUGAUCAAGCGCGAGGCGCUGCUCAAGGUGCUCGACUUCUACACCGGCUUCGCCAACUCCUUCUCGCGCAACCUCAUCCUCACCUACAAUCUCCGCAAGCGGAUGAUCUUCAGGAAAAUCGCCGACGUCAAGCGGGAGGAAGAGGAGCGGCAGAAGUGCAAGAACGAUGCGCGCUUCGACCUCCCGGCCGACCACCCGGUGCGGAAACUCUUCCAGAGGUUCAAGCAGCAGAAGGAGGCAAAGCUGACGGCCGAGAAGCAGCAGCUCCGCGCCGACGUCGAGCGGCUCGCCGAGCCGUCACGAUCGCCCUUCCUCAACGGCGCGCUGAGGUCCAGCGUCGUGACCAUCACCGAGACGUCGCCCACUCCACUUCCGGGAAACCAGCUGCCGCCGGUCACGCCGGCGAAGCCGAGCACGCUCUCGCUGCUCCGCUCCGGGGCGGAGGAACUCAGGUCCCCCGCGCCGGUGGCGGUGGCGGCUGUCGCGGCGAGCCGACCGCUCGUCGAAACGACGGGAAAGGUCGGAGGUCGGGGAUGGGGCCGGUUAAAGGGGGCGUUGUCCAGCACGGAGCAGAUCCCCUGCGGCGGCGGCGGCGGGGGCGGCGGCGGGGGCGGCGGCAUCGGCGGCAUCGGCGCCUGGAACCGGACGUCUCCUGCCGAAUCCAUGGAGAUGCUCGCGGAGGCGGUGCGGGCUCGGUCGCCCGACAAGGGGCAAUCGCCCGACGCCUGCGUGCAGACCCCACGCGGAGCGCUCACGCCCGACAAGUCGCAGCUCAAGAAGAUGGACUCGUGCGACAGCGGCAUCACGUGGAGUGACCAGCGGCUGGACCGCGCCGGCGUCGGCCGCAGCCCAACCAUCGCCGGCGCGGCCGACUCGCGGCAUGCCUUCUACCCGAUCCCCGAGCAGACGCUGCAGGCCAGCGUGCUGGAAGUGCGCCACGACAUCAGCGAGGACGUGCGUUCGCUCGGCGACCGGAUGUCGGUCAUGGAGACUCAGCUGGCCGAGAUACUGAGAUUGCUCGGCGGAGGGGCGUGCACCCGGGCCGCGUCGCCCGCACGCGGGGGGCGUCCACCGAUGACCGACGAAGCUUUCCGGCCGGAGUCGCCCACGACAGGCCACUCCGCCGUAUGAUGAACCUGCCCCCCCCCCCCCCCCCCCCCCGGUUACGGACCACGUGUCUUUUAAGUUGAAUACCCGUGCCAAAUUAUAAUUACUUUUUUUACUUACAUUGUACAGUUGUAAUCGUUCAGCAACUAGACAUGUACGGCGAUGUUGAGCACACUAUAUUUUAUUUUUAAUUGCAAAUGGAAAAAAAAAGCAAUUAAGCAAAGUAUAUUCAUAAAUUGCGUUUAUAUUGUCACACGUACUGAAUUGUGUUGGGUCAAGAGGGGGGGGGGGGGGGGGUGUGGGU